AUUUUGUAGUGGAAAAGAUUGUACAAUUGACUUUAAAUGGGAUUUCACAAACUCAAAAUGCAUCGAGUGUCCCCGUGGAUCGUUUGGACGUCAAUGUGCCUACAGUUGUAGCUAUCCAAGUUAUGGGCGUCGUUGUUUGGAUGGUGUCUGCAACUGUUCAGUCAUGGAAUGUGACCCUGCAAACGGCUGUAAAGAUGGAAUCAUCGUGUCAUCGAACAUAGAUAACUAUCGAGAUUCUCGAACAAAUCCAACUCAACCAAUGGUAAUUGAACAACUAGACGACACAGGCAACGGGAGGCAAUUUCCGGGAAAAGAUGUUUCAUGGAAAAGCGUUACGGAAACUGUGAAAUACCAUAACAGAUCAACUAUCAUUAUUCGAAAGCAAGGUGAUUACACAGGAACUGUUUUGAUUACUGUUGGUGGGACUUCUAUUUCUAUGCUGUUACUUGUUGCCAUUGGCUUUCAACUUUGUGGAAGAAAGUUCUAUGGUAAACAAAAAAACCUCUCUACGUUUCAUACAGGUGACGUAGAAAAUGAAAAUGUUUACUCAGAAGCAUAAAAUUUAAACCAUUGAGCAGAC
Saccostrea cuccullata (small rock oyster) is the source of this 580-nucleotide messenger RNA. RefSeq lists its product as uncharacterized. The transcript has 3 exons. The record is from RefSeq and is a predicted model, not a curated record. The coding region runs from base 164 to 559 and encodes 131 amino acids. Lineage: Eukaryota; Metazoa; Mollusca; Bivalvia; Ostreida; Ostreidae.